Messenger RNA from Astyanax mexicanus (Mexican tetra), 8737 nucleotides. It is a transcript of the gene prrc2a, whose product is annotated as proline-rich coiled-coil 2A. The record is from RefSeq and is a predicted model, not a curated record. Gene Ontology annotation, biological process: cell differentiation. The coding region runs from base 293 to 6172 and encodes 1959 amino acids. The transcript has 17 exons. NCBI's taxonomy places the organism in Eukaryota, Metazoa, Chordata, Actinopteri, Characiformes, Acestrorhamphidae.
CAUAUCUACAGAAUUCCCUAACAGACUGGCACCACAUCCGUAAUCUUGUUUGGUUUUAGGCGAAGCUGUGCGGAUUUUGGGUUGUGUAGGUGCUGGGGUUAGCGUUAUUUAGACUACAGCUUUUCGCCAGCUAGCUGAACAACAACAUCGAGGGGUUUAGCGAAUACACACGGAUAGCUGGCUAAACACUGUGCGUUUUAUUGAUAUUUAUAAUACCCAGCGAUACAACCUCGAGACAAAUCGGAACAAGACCAGUCUCAGGGCUCACCAUACUCAAUGAGCGUACAGCGCAAUGUCAGAGCGCUCUGGGCAAACAGCAAAGGGGAAGGAUGGCAAAACCAAGUAUGCGUCUCUCAACCUGUUUGAUACUUACAAAGGAAAGAGCCUUGAAGCACAGAAGCCUGUUGUUGCCCCUCGUCAUGGCUUGCAGUCUCUUGGUAAAGUUGCUUCAGCACGGCGCAUGCCCCCCCCAGCCAACCUGCCCAGUCUAAAGGCAGAGAACAAAGGCAACGACCCCAACGUCACGCUCGUUCCCAAAGACGGCACAGGAUGGGCAAGCAAGCAGGAGUCAGCAGACCCAAAGAGUACCGAUGUAUCGUCUUCACCGCAGCCGGAGUUGCAGCAGCCUACGGCUUCACAGACACCUGCACCGAGCCUGCCGAGAACACCUCCAGCUCAAGAGGCCCAAGCUCAAACUACAGCUCAAGCCGCAGGGACAAGGUCUUGGGCUCAGGCCAGUGUUACACAUGGAACACAAGGAGAUGGUGGAAAGGGAUCAAACCAACAGUCGCCAUUCUCUCGCGAGGAAUUUCCCACCCUGCAGGCGGCGGGCGACCAGGACAAAGCUGGCAAAGAACAGGCCACUGCAGAUCAGUGGUAUGGGCCAGGACCAAGCCUCCGCCCCCAGAAUGUGACAAGUUGGCGGGAUGGUGGGGGCCGUGCAAUGGCACCCACCAUAACAGGGGAGGGGGUAAUGGAGGGCGGUGUUGGGGGAGCAAUAGUAAUGGAGGGUGCUGCUGGGGCCCCUCCUCUCCAGCAGAAUCCGCCCUCCCUUGGGCUGCCUAGAAACCCUCCUGCCGGCAGCCCCACCCUUCCCCUCCCCCAGCCUCCUGUUGGACCGCAGUUCCCUGCUUACAGAGGAAUCAUGCCUCCCUUUAUGUACCCACCGUACCUGCCCUUCCCACCACCUUAUGGUCCACAGGGACCAUAUAGGUUUCCACCACCAAAUGAGGCUGCUAGAUUUCCUCGCACACAGGGGGGUGCUGGACCAGAAGGGAGGCCCCCAGGGGGUCCUCGUGGCGAGGUGGUCAGACGCCCUUCCAUCCUGAAACAGGAUGACCUCAAGGAACUGGAUGAGCUAGAUCAUGAUGGAGAUGAAGGGUGGGCUGGGGCACAAGAGGAGAUUGACUACUCUGCCAAAUUGAAGUUCAGUGAUGAUGAAGGAGAGGAUGACGGAGAUGAAGAGAAGGCUGAAGGCCAGAAUGGAACACGGGAGCAGCAGAAAUCCCAAGACGGACCUGCUCCAACUAUACGUUCUCGAACAUCUGACAGUGGAGGGGAAAUGCGCACUCCUCCUUCUGUUACUGAAGACCCCUCACCAACACCCUCCAGCAAGCCAGGUUGGGCCGAGGAGGGAGAAAAUGGCAGGAGUGGUCAGACAAACACGGGGCCCUACCAGGGGCGUAGGCCUGGACUAGGUGGCCCUCGGGAGCAGCCCUCCCCCCCACAGGGGUCACUUCUUGGGCAGUGGCCCUACUCCUACUACCGGCAGGACCGACCCCCAAACCAGACAGCCUCCCAGAAGCCGCCUGAGGCACAGGCAGGUUCUCCUGCACCGCCGCCCCCUAGAGCCCUGCUUCCCCAGCAGCAGGGCGAAGACGAAGAUGAGACGUGGCGUCAGAGGAGGAAGCAGUCAUCAUCAGAGAUUUCUGCAGCAGUAGAGCGUGCCCGGCGUCGACGGGAAGAGGAGGAACGUAGAAUGGAAGAAGAAAGGCGUGCUGCAUGUGCAGAGAAGCUGAAGAGGCUAGAUGAGAAACAGCAACAGCAGCAACAUCAACAGCAGCAGCAACAGAGCAUCAAGCCCCCUGCUGCAGGUGAAGUUACUCCAAGCAGCCCUAGCCCUUCCUUGCCAGCAUCAGUUUCCUCCUCCAGUGCAAGUCAGCCCCCAUCACCUUGCGUGGACAUAGAGGAGCCUCCUCUUGCAGCUGCUCCGACAGCUCAGACAGUUAGCACUACAGUGGGGCUAAGUGCUAAUGCUAAUAACAGGCAAAGAGCUGGCAGCAACAGCAGCUAUGACUCAAGCUCAGAGUCCCCGCAAGUUGCUCAGCCUCCUGCUCCCCAACUUCAGCAACCCAUUGAUGUCACGGGACCAGUGGAAAGCAAAGAGGAGCCCAUCAUAAGUAGUGCACACAUUCGGAGCAACAGAAGUGGAGAUGAAUCUGUGAAAAUGGAAGGAGUUUCUGUAGGAGCAGGAAGACAGGGGAGUGGAAUGCCUGGCCAGGGCUUUUCCAAAUACCAAAAGUCCCUGCCACCUCGUUUUCAAAGGCAACAGCAGGAGCAGCUUCUCAAGCAGCAGCAGCAGUGGCAGCAGCAGCAGCAACAGCAACAUAGCCAAGCAGCCCAAGCCCAGCUUCAGUCCCAGCCAAAUCAGCAGGGUCCCUCUCCCGGUGCCACACCGCAGUCAGGCCCUAAACAACCUGCUCUCUACCCUCCUGGCUCCAUGGGUCGCCCACCCCCUCUGCCCAUGAAUUUUGACCCUCGUUGGAUGAUGAUGCCCUACAUGGACCCCCGGAUGAUGCAGGGUCAUCCUCCUUCCAUGGACUACUACCCUCCCAGCAUGCACCCCUCUGGUCUGAUUAAUCGGGAGCGCUCAGAUUCUGGUGGUUCUGGAUCGGAUCCCUUUGAUAGGCAGCAGCAUGGAGGCCCCCCUCAUCCCCAUCGUGGUACACCCCCAAUGGAUCCUAAACUUCCCUGGGGGGCAGAUGUCUUUCCAAGUGGCAAUGAGGGUCGCCCUCUGAGCUCUCCGCUAAGGCAGAAACAAACUCUGGAAGAAGACGACAUUGGUAAAGGCUCAAGGUCUGACACUCCUCCAGUGCGUAUGCGGGAAGGUGCUACAGGCCCAAUUCAGCCACCUGUUGUGACCCCUAAUUCUACUUCUGGUUCUUCUGAUCAAACUACAGCACCUAUAGCAACUCAAGUUGGUUGCCAGGGAGGCGGCCAUCACCAGCCCUUCUUGUCAGCACGAGCAAAUUACAACAGCUUUGCUGAUAAUGGAUCCAGAAUGGCUGCUCACUCCCAACAAAGAGGAAACAGUGCUGGUGAGCUUCGUGGAUUUGGCCAUCAGGAAGAAGGCCCACAGGGCAGCCAGCAGAAUCAAAUCUGGGGAGCUCCACAUGCUCACUUUGACCGCAAUGGUCGUGCUGAUCCCUCUUCCUUGGAGAACAACCCUCAUUUACAGCACCACCAUGCCCAUCACUCUCAUCCUUCUCAUUUCUCUCUUCAUCCUCACAAACGAGAAAAUGGCAGAGAGCGAGAGAGGGGAGCAGAGCCCAAAAAGAGCGAAACCACACCCCCACUUCACCAGCCGUCCCUUUCCUCUUCUUGCUCUUCCUCUUCUUCUUCCUCUUCAGCGAGGGAGGAUGGCAGUGGAAAGCAGUCACUGCACCAUCCCCACCCACACCCCCACCAUGAGCAUGACACUGGGCAUGUAAAUGUCAGUGGCCGCAAACAAGACAAAACAGGAAGUGCGUACACUCACACACAGUCCUCCCAGCAUUCUGUGCAGCAGCACCACCCGAAAUCUAACUUGCGUGGUCGGGAGCAAAAGACUGAGACUCAGUGGGGUCCGAGGCCUGGAAGCAGCAAUGUGAGUGGUGGUCCUACACAUAACAGAAAGGCAGGUACUGGACACACAGUAGCAGAUGACUCCAUCAAUCAGAGUGAUAAGCCUGCUGUUCAGUCAGGAAGUGGUAACCCCAACAAGCGGGCGGGUCCUAUUAAGCGGCCUGUGCUGAAGGAAAUGAAGAGGGAGGGUGGUGAAGGUGAAGGAGGAGAGAAGAACACUGGAGGCUCUGGGAAAGAUAAAGAGCAAGAUACCAAUCAGGCAUCUGUCAAGCAAGAGUUAUCUUCUGGUCCUCAGUCCACGUCUGGACCCUCUGGAAAAGAUGAACCCACUUUGUCUGGAAAACCAAGGAAUGGUGAAAAAGAUCGAAGUUCAGGUGGGAGACCAAGUAAAGGACCCAAAGAAGGAGACCUCUCUGUCCAAGCUGCUGGCUGUCCAGCACCACUGUCGAGAAGGGACCGUGAGCGUUCAUAUGAAAGGAGUGGCAGUGGAGGGGGUGCUAAUUACCAUGCAGGCUCUUCUCGAGGCAAUCGUGCGAACCGUGGAAGAGGGGAGUUCUAUGGUCGGGGCAGAGGCUACAGGGGCACCUACACAGGCAGUGCACGUGGCAGGGCAGGGGGCAGAAGCAGCAGAGACUACAGGUCAACUGCUAACAGUGGCUAUCAGCAUGGCCCCUCCAACCAAGAUUACAAGAGGGAAGUCUCAUCUGGCAGACAUGGCCAGGGGGGCUCUCAGCCAAAUCCCGGGCGUGCCAGGAACCACAGCGAGACCCGAAGUGAGGGAUCAGAAUAUGAAGAGGUGCCGAAAAGGCGAAGACAGAGGGGGUCUGAAACGGGCAGCGAGAGUGCUGCUAGUGACCUUGCUCACUCUGAUAAGGAAGAUCGCAAGGCAAACCCUAAGAAAGGAGCUAUAGGAGAGAACCCAGUAAUAGCCAAUUCAUCCAACUCUGUCCCUCCUAGAAACACCCAAGCCAGAGUGUUCACACCUAGGGGAGUGCCUUCUAGACGUGGCAGAGGUGGAGGUGGCGCUGGGGGAAAUGUCUACAGAAGUGCAGGUGGUGGAGGAGGAGUUUCUGGAGGGCACCGUGGUGGACCUGGCUCUUCUCAAGGUUUGUCAUCUAAAUCCUCAGCAUCGAUGAGAAAGCAACACACACCUUCGCAGCCCUCCCCACCAAAAGAAGUUACUCGUGGACCCAUUGGUGAAAAGAAGGAGAAGGCUGCAGAUCAGAGCCAGGCUCACAAUCUGGGCGUAAACUCUUUGGUACCUUCUACUCCCUCUGUACCCACAACUGCCCAACAAGGCACUGAAAAUGGUGGUAUUGCACAGCUGCCCACAGUCCACAACACUUCCAAUUCCACUGGUCCCACAAACAAACCGGUCCCUCUGCCUAAUGCAGAUGGGCGGAGUUUCCCUAACAGAGGUUUCGACCGCCCCCCUCGUCGAAGGCGCCAUGGACGCUCUCAGCAUCAACAAGACAAGCCCCCCAGGUUCCGACGAUUGAAGCAGGAACGAGAGAAUGCAGCCCGCAUUAAUGGAAGCAGUGGAAUCAUUGAAAUUGUAGGUGGGCAACAGCAGAGGUCUGCUUCGCCGUCCCAGAAUUCCAUGCAGGAAACAGACGGCACAUCCCAUGUACCCACUACCGCCACUGUUGUUCCAAAUACAAACAACGUUACAGCUACUACCAAUAACAACAACAACAUCAGCCACCAUGGAAGCGCAAAUGUGAAUCUCAAUAGCCAUCACCAUCACCACCAUCACUACCAUGGCAACUCCAGCCUAUCCCACGUUCAGCACCACCACAAUCACAACCCAGUCAGCGGUGCAAAGUCUCCCGAUGUCUCUAAUCAGAACUCUGACCAGGCCAAUGAGGAGUGGGAGACUGCCUCAGAAAGCAGUGACUUCACUGAGUUUCGAGAGAGGGAGGGAGGUGGUGGUGGUGGCGGUGGCGGAGGAGGAGGAGGAGGAGGAGGGGGAGGAGUCGGAGGAGGUGGAGGUGGUGGCAGCGGCAGUGGAGGAGGUGGAGGAGGAGGAGUUGGAGGUAACAGUGGAAAAUCCUACUCCUCCUAUCACCACCACCAUCAUCCUUCAGGCAGAGGAGGUGGAGGUGGGGAGAGAGAGAUGACUACUAAAGAAUCGGCCGCCAACAAGAGGAGCUUUUCCAGCCAGCGACCUGGAAUGGAGAGGCAGAAUAGAAGGGUCAGUGGCGGUGGAGGCAGAGGCUCCAGAGGCCCACCAAGCAGUGGGGGUGGGCCAGGAGGUGUAGCUGGUAAUGGUGGGGCCAAUCGUGGUGAGAGGCGUGGCAACUGGCCAUCUCCCAAGAACAGGAAGUGAAUCCCUUACCCUUCUAAUUUGGAAACAUUUCAGAAGAAUCCCUCUUUUUCUGCCCACUCAUCUCUCAGUUCUCCUCCCCUAACAUGUUACCUUAUAAUUAUCAUUAUUAUUACUAUUAUUAUUAUUAUUGUACAAGAUAGUUAUGAAGAUGGUGUACACACUCAUUCUAGCUCCCUUGGUUUAUUGCUUUUGUCCCUUGUCCCUUUUUGUCCACACACACCUUUUGUUUCCGUUCAUGCACCCACAGACCCCAAGUUCUACUCAGAUUAGAUCUACCUGACCCCAUUUUAGAUGCAAGUAUAUCUUGACUGAAACAAACAUUCAUAUAUACAAAACUCAUACAUGUUUGCAUAUACAAGCACAAAAAGGCAUCAAGCUGGCACAACAGACACAUCCAUGUGAUUUCAGUGUGGGGCAGUCAUGCAUCCGUAGCAGAAUUGAUUGAGUCGUACACGAUGUUUAUAUAAUGUCCUGUGUAUUUAAACAACAAUGGGCGGUUUAGCUUGUGUAUUAAGCGAAGCAUUUCUGUAUAUUCUUCAGGUUGGGGCAGGGACAUGGAGGUGCUUUUUUAACAAGAACGGAUGUACCAUUUUUCCCUACUUUUGUGUUAAUACUUUCCUUUUACCUCAUCGUUCAGUUUACGUUUCAAAACCCCCUCCCUUAAGAAGUUAGGGUUGUAGUAUGUUGUCCUCUGCAAAGCAGGUCAUUAAAUGCAUUUUUAUACACACCCUUCUUGAUCUUUUUCAGUUUUUUAAUUUAUCACUAAUUUGUGUUUGCCCAAUCCAUGAAAUACUAAUGUUCACAUUUUUCUGUUUCUAAGAUCACUGUUGUAGCUGCUUGUUCAGAACUCUGUAGUGACCUUUUUUGUUUUGUUUCAACCAAGGUUGUUGUCAACCAAUCUUCUGUCUUUUUGUGUUUUCCUGUAGCCUUUUGGCCUCUGUAAAAAUUUUGUUUCAUUUGCUGAAAUAAUUUGUUCUAGAAAAACUCCUGCGUGUUCUAAGAAGACUGAAUUUCUUUGCUUUAUUGAAUCUCCCUGGCUUUUUCUACUGAGGAUUUGCGGUUUUAUCAUUUUAAUAUUAAUUAUUUGAAAACUCCUGAAAGCAAAUAAAAAUGAACAUACAUAUACAGUACUCCUCAUUUAAAGCCACUAUCCAGACUGCUUUCUUAUGUAUGCAAGUAAACUCCUAGACACUCCUAGAGUCUUUACCAUCUACUUAUUAGAUGUCAUUCAACCGUUCCCUUUUUAAUCUACAUGCACAGUAAAUGUUGUGCCAUUGAUGCGUUUUCUCACUGGUUGUAGGUCAUUUAGAGAGGUUCUCUGUUUAAUCACCUUCCAUUCAUUACGGCAACAAACUAUGACUGAAUGACAGACGUUUCUCAAGUACUUAUUUAAGAUAUUCAAGUCUUUGCCAAGGAGUCAGUCCCCCUCUUGGGGUAGUGUUACAAAAUGCAGUUAGUAUUCCUACACUGUAGUAAGAGUGAUGUGUACCCACUUUUAAUGGACUGUGGUGCACACUCUGUUGGCAAAGGUGUGUAGGUUCUGGUUUGAAAAGUUAAAUGAAAAGAUUAUAUUGAAUAACACCUGAACUAAAAAAAAAAAACUUUCCCUUUGUGUUCUGACCAGCAUCUGUAUUUUUACUGCUGUAAGUUGGGGUUUGUUUUUUGGGAAUGCCUUUAUCAGACAAUAGCUUUGGGAUAUUGAGUAGGGCUUCUAAAAAGAAAUGUUGUAUGAGUGAUUUGGGGAUUUGAAGUACAUGUGUGAAUUCUCUCUACUGUAUGUGUAAUGUUCUUUAUUUUGAGGGGAGGGGUGUUGAAAGCCGAAACGAUUGCCCUGUUUGGCUUUUUUUUUUCCUUUCUUUCUUUGUGGACAAUGCUAGGAUGUUUUUACCGUGUACUUAUAUACAUCCACGGAUAUGCAUUCAAGUGUGUGUAUGUUUAUCCAAAUGAAGUACUUGCAGUGAGAAUCAUUAAAAACCCCCUCCCCCAAUACUACGGAAAAGAAAUGCAGUGGGUAUAUAUAUAUAUAUAUAUAUUUUUUUUUUUCCUCUUAUCUUAUUCACCCCCUUUCCACCAUCCCCCCCCCCACACACACUGACAUUUUACCAAGCAUGAAAACAUCCUCAGCUAAAGCUCGCUCGGUGAGCCUAGCCAUCGGCAGCCAUAUACUCCCAUAGGCUCUCAGUGCGACCCCCUCAUCCCUUCUUAACUCUUAGCUAUCUAUUGAUGUGGUCAUAUUGUAUGUACCCAUGUUUAAUAAAUAAAUAAAUAAAUAAGCAUUAAAGUGUAUUCCUGGAAUACUCAAAAGAUUGUACUAUACUUUCAACUUUACCAAGGUACCUGAAGUGGUUACAGCUGUUAUAGCAUUUAUGGUUUAUUAUUGGAGCCUUGAUAUACACACAUGUAUGUAUAUUGGUAUGUAUCUAAGUUUGUCUACCCCAACUUACAUUCCCACAAACAAAUGUUGCCAUUUUUAAGUUCAAGGGAGCAAUGUACAAGCAGAGAAGUGUCUUAUUAUAAUAAAGUAUACAGAGAGAAAAGUUAAAUAAAAUCUUUUGUUUUAAUGGA